AAUCUUCGAAAAUUCGCCAUUCCGGUUGUUGUGUGGCAGAGAGGCGUAUUGGUUUCGAAAAUAUUCCUCAAAUUUCUAUUGCAUUACCGCCUGCUAAAAUUUUUUACACUAAUUCUCUACUACAAAACAAAUACGUUCUGCGGAAGCAGUAGCCAACUGGACUUGGACUGUGAAGUGUUAGUGAAGUGAGUCUUAUGUGUAUCGUAAUUUUAUAGUGAAAUUAAAAUGGGUGCUAAAGUAUCCCGUACCGACUUUGAGUGGGUUUAUACGGAGGAGCCGCAUGCCAGCCGCCGUAAAAUCAUUUUGGAAAAGUACCCCGAGAUAAAGCAGCUCUUCGGCUACGACCCUCUCUUCAAGUGGGUGGUGACGGCGAUGGUGGUAACCCAGCUGGCGUCCUUCCCGCUGGUGGCGCGGCUCAGCUGGGGGCCGUUGCUGAUCGCCGCCUACUGCUUCGGAGGAGUUAUAAAUCAUUCGCUCAUGCUGGCGAUCCACGAGAUAUCUCACAAUCUCGCGUUCGGCCACAGCCGGCCGCUGCACAACCGACUGUUUGGGUUCUUCGCAAAUUUACCUAUAGGGAUACCCAUCUCUAUCAGCUUCAGGAAAUACCAUCUCGAGCAUCAUAGGUAUCAAGGCGACGAAGUCCUAGACACGGACCUCCCAACCCUCAUAGAAGCUAAACUCUUCAACACCACAGCAGGGAAGUGUCUCUGGCUCCUUCUCCAACCGUUCUUCUACUCAUUCCGUCCGUUGAUAGUGCGUCCGAAGCCCCCGACUCCGAUGGAGCUGGUCAACUUGGUGAUUCAGCUGUUUUUCGACGCGCUGAUCGUGAAGUUUUUCGGCUGGAAGGUGCUGGGCUACAUGAUCUACGGGUCACUGAUGGCGAUGGGCCUGCAUCCGGUUGCAGGCCACUUCGUCUCCGAACACUACAUGUUCCGCAAAGGCUUCGAAACCUACUCGUACUACGGCCCCCUGAACUGGAUCACGUUCAACGUGGGCUACCACAACGAGCACCACGACUUCCCCGCCGUGCCUGGCAGGAGGCUGCCUGAGGUAAAACGCAUAGCCUCCGAGUUCUACGACAACCUGCCCCAGCACCACAGCUGGACGAGCGUGCUGUACGACUUCGCCACGGACCCCGAGGUGGGGCCCUACGCGCGCGUCAAGAGGAAGCAUAGAGGGCUGGAGAGCUAAGUUGUUAGGUAUACAAUUACAAAGUCGAUCCUGAUGGCACAACAUUUGAUUUUAGCCAAUGGAAACUGAGAUGUACACAUAUAGAGUCGAAUUUCUAACAAAAAACAUACACAUACAAACGAAUUGAGAACCUCCUACCUUUUUUCGAAGUCGGUUUAAAAGCACUAAAAGCAAGGCUGGUUUAAUCUAUUGCUGUAAUGCUUUGUCACUAUGCUGUCAAAGAAGCGAGCAAUAGAUUUAAAUGCGUUUAAAUGUUUCGUGCAAGCCACAGAGUUAUAUGACACCGUUUGGGGUCGGAUGGCCGUGUGUGAGAUGUCCCCACAUAUUAUUACGACAACUUGCCCCAGCACCACAGCUGGACCAGUGUGCUGUACGACUUCGCCACCGACCCCGAGGUGGGGCCCUACGCGCGCGUCAAGAGGAAGCAUAGAGGGCUGGAGAGCUAAGUUGUUAGGUAUACAACCAUUUCGAUUCUGAAGGCAUUUAAUUUUAGCGAUGUCAAACUAUAAAUUUUGCAAGAUACCAGAGUCGAAUUUCAAACAAAACACAUACAUACAGACGAAUUUAGAACCCCCCCCUUUUUUCGAAGUCCCCACAUAUUAUUAUUAUUACGACAACCUGCCCCAGCACCACAGCUGGACCAGUGUUCUCUACGAUUUCGCCACGGACCCCGAGGUGGGGCCCUACGCGCGCGUCAAGAGGAAGCACAGAGGGCUGGAGAGCUAAGUUGUUAGGUGUUCACUGUGGGAAAAAGAGGGGGAGAAAAUGGUGUGAAUUUGUGAGGAUUUAGGAAGGUAGAUUUGCAACGGGUAAAAAAUGGGACAUAACAGGGCUGGAGAGCUAAGUUGUUAGGUCUACGAUGAUAUCGAUCCUGAAUGAUGUCAAACUGUUAAUUUUGCAAGUGGAAACUGAGAUUUACCAAAACAUACAUAGAGACAAAUUAAAAAAAAACAUACAUAUAUACGGACGAAUUGAGAACCUCCUCCUUUUUCGAAGUCGGUUAAAAAAAAGGUAGAAUUUGUGGCUUGCACGACACAUUUAAAUCUAUUGCUCGCUUGCUUUGACAGCAUGACAGCAAUAGAUUUAAAUGUUUCGUGCAAGCCACCCUCAGCCAGCCGCAGUUCUAUGGCAUCGUUUGGAAACAUGUGAGGGGGGAGAAAGGUGUAAGUGUAGGAGGGGAAUGUUUAUUUUGCAAUGGGGGAAAGAUGGAAGAUUAUUUUUGUCUUUAAAUAGAGUUAAUGGCCAAUCUUUUACCCGUUGCAAAGUUUGGGAUGUUGGACUUUACCACAUAUAAUUUUGAGACUCAGAGAUCGAUUGAGACUUAUGCCAAUAUGUCCCAUUUAAAAUAUAACUUUUGUAUUCAAACAUACUUUACAUUCAAAUACAGUUUAGUACAUGAAACAUCUAUGUGUCUAUAAGAAGUUAUAAUUACUGUAUCAGAGUUAAUAGAAUAGGAUAUUUUGUUAUAAUCAAAUAAACAUAUACUAUACCCUCCAAAGAAAUAUUUGCUGUGUUAAAAAGAAGAUGUAUAAAAAUAUAAAACUAUUCAAACUCUAUGUUUGCUUCUGAACUAGACUUCUUCAUUUGUUUUCUUAAUUUUUUUUUACUGUACUGUUUUCAGUGAAAAAUGGCUAAGACCAUUAUGCCAACAGUACGGUAUAAAAAAGUACCUAUACAGGGUGUUGCAAAAAGGGUAUUAUACUAAUUCCUAAUGACCCCCUGAGUCACUACCUUUCGGCUUGGUAUACUCUUUUAGCAACAGCCUGUAUUUGUAUAUAAAAAGCAUACUUAAAUAUAUUUCUGGAAACUUGCAACAUCUUAGUAUUCGCCUUUUCGACUAUGUAUUUAUGGCUUUUAAAAUGGCCACCUGCCUUAUUGUUAAAAUCGUGUGUAGGGAUUUUGAAUCAGUAUUCCAAGAUUUGCAUUUCAAGUAGAAUAAUUAUUUAGACAUCACUUGAAGACUACAGGGGAAAACAAAAAAUGAUAGUU
This is a messenger RNA of Plutella xylostella (diamondback moth), 3180 nucleotides long. Lineage: Eukaryota; Metazoa; Arthropoda; Insecta; Lepidoptera; Plutellidae. The record is from RefSeq and is a predicted model, not a curated record.